This is a messenger RNA of Nerophis lumbriciformis (worm pipefish), 7622 nucleotides long. It is a transcript of the gene rap1gapb, whose product is annotated as RAP1 GTPase activating protein b. Gene Ontology annotation, cellular component: cytoplasm. NCBI's taxonomy places the organism in Eukaryota, Metazoa, Chordata, Actinopteri, Syngnathiformes, Syngnathidae. The record is from RefSeq and is a predicted model, not a curated record. Gene Ontology annotation, molecular function: GTPase activator activity. Gene Ontology annotation, biological process: regulation of small GTPase mediated signal transduction.
ACAUGCACACAACCCCCCCCCCCCCCAUCUCACCAGCGCAACAGGUGCGCCACACCCACGAAGAGAAAUAUUAAAUCUUACAUACUUUUGGCACAACUCUGGGUUAUCUGUAAUGAACUAAACCUUUUUCCACUCUGCGCUGGCGUCUUUUGUACUCCUUGAUUUGACACAGCGGUCUAAUUACCGGGCUCGCGCACCAGCAGAUGAGACAGGAGCGCGCCGCGUUAUACCUGCGCGCGAACGUAAACUGAUCGGCUCUGAUUUUAUAAGCCGACUGGCCGAAAUAAUGCCGAAUUAUAUACAUUUCCUGGGGUUGCCUAGGUGAAUAGGGAUGCGGAUGUGCUCUAAGAUAAAAUAUAAUUUUAUUAAGUGGGGUUUGGCUGGUUGCUAAACAGCCACGGUUGCGAGCUCGCGCUUCAGCUGACGAGACAGCUGUUCACCGCUACAACAUUAUUGGGCCGUUUAUUGAAAUACUCCCACACUUUUGACGACUUUUGGCGUGCUUUUUUUCCCUCGCUCGCACCGCUCGCAUCAUCUGCUUUGCGCUCCGCCAUGACGGCAGUGUGACGUAAAUAUGCGACGCGUCGAAGCAUAAAAACGACGUCGACGUAUUUACGUAACCGAUGACGUCGACUACGUCGACGCGUCGUUUCAGCCUUAAACCAUUGUGUAUUAUUCAAACUCCCCUAAUUCAGCUGGCUAGUUGUUAUCAAGAGUACUAAAACCCCUUUCAACAUGAUUCUGACAACUAAGUAGGCUAAAUAACUUUAAACUUUAAUACAUGCUCGGAUAGGCCAGUAUCGGUCAGUAUCGGUAUCGGUCAGUAUCGGUAUCGGAUCGGAAAUGCAAAAACAAUAUCGGUAUCGGAUCGGAAGUGCAAAAACCUGAAUCGGGAUAUCCCUAAUCUCACGGCACACUAGUGUGCCACGGCACAGUGGUUGAAAAACACUGUAUUAUUCUUUACAUAAAAAAAAUAAAUUUACUUGAACGUUGAUUUAAAUUGUCAGGAAAGAAGAGGAAGGAAUUUAAAAGGUAAAAAGGUAUAUGUGUUUAAAAAUCUUAAAAUCAUUUUUAAGGUUGUAUUUUUUCUCUAAAAUUGUCUUUCUGAAAGUUAUAAGAAGCAAAGUAAAAAAAAUCAAUGAAUUUAUUUAAACAAGUGAAGACCAAGUCUUUAAAAUAUUUUCUUGGAUUUUCAAAUUCUAUUUGAGUUUUGUCUCUCUUAGAAUUAAAAAUGUCGAGCAAAGCGAGACCAGCUUGCUAGUAAAUUAAAAAAUAAAUAAAUAAAUAGAGGCAGCUCAUUGGUAAGUGCUGCUAUUUGAGCUAUUUUUAGAACAGGCCAGCGGGCGACUCAUCUGGUCCUUACGGGCGACCUGGUGCCCGCGGGCACCGCGUUGGUGACCCCUGAUCCACACACUCCACUCAUUUCAGUUCUGCUCACGCGUAUCGGCGGUUUGCACACGUAGCGAAUUCACACGCAGUUCCUACCGAAUUGCAAAUUCUAGUUUUGUAUAUCAUCGUUUAUCCGACAUUGUCAUCCGAAUAAAGAGAAAGUCAUGGUAACUGGGAUGACGAUCGUAACUGCCGUAAAACAAUUUGACGGAAGUGUGUAGUGAACGAUGACGCCAGCCUUUCAAGAUGGCUUCGGGCAAUGCAUUGUGGGAUACUCUAGGAGCUUUUUCCUUCAUGACGUCGAGAAAAACGAGCUUUGGAGCGCCUCGUCUUUCAACAGGAGGAUAUUUUGUGCUUCUAGUGACACGUGUUACUGUCAGAACAUCUCUAAAAGGACACGUUGGCAUAAUCGGGCGCAUUUAAGAGCGCUCUUUGUGCACAGAGAGGAAGACGAGUGUUCCCGUGUUGGUUGAACAAAAAGAGAAGCGUACACAAUAGCGCUGUGUGUGUGUGUGUGUGUGUGUGUGUGUGUGUGUGUGUGUGUGUGUGUGUGUGUGUGUGUGUGUGACAUCUGAAACAUGUUGUUCCUCCCUACCUUCUACUUCCUGCACAGCAAAUGUGCGCGUGUGCCGGACUGGCGUGUGGCACGUAAAAAAGAGGAAGGAAGUGGAAUUUUAUCCUCACAUUUCAACAUCAGACAUCUCCUCGCACAACGACAACUCAACUCUCUUUGUUUCCUUUGCCGCCGAGCGUCUGGGCGGAAAACAUGACGGAGCGCAGGUUCUCCUCGCACCGGCGGCUCCACGGCGCCCCCUGCAAGCCCCUGCUGAAGAGAAGGUGCCUGAGUGACAGCUCGGACCUGCUGGCCAUGAUCGAGAGAAUGCAGGGCUGCAGGAUGGACGAGCAGAGGUGCUCCCUGCCCCCGCCCCUCAAGACAGAGGAGGACUACAUCCCUUACCCCAGUGUUCAUGAGGUCCUGGGGAGCCGCGGUCCCUUCCCGCUCAUCCUGCUGCCCCAGUUCGGAGGCUACUGGAUCGAGGGGAACAAUCACGAGCCGAAAGAGGCGCCCGAGGCAGAGCCAGCGCCCGGCCCCGCCUCCUUUGUCAAGCUGGAGACCAACAGCGCGGCCAAGAUCUACAGGAAGCGGUUCAUGGGCAAGGAGCACUUUAAUUACUACACCAUGGACGCCGCCCUGGGCCACUUGGUCUUCUCAUUAAAGUAUGAUGUCAUCGGGGAUCAGGAGCAUCUGCGCUUGAUGCUGCGCACCAAGCUAAAAACCUACCAGGACAUCAUCCCCAUCUCCUGCCUCACCGAGUUCCCCAACGUGGUCCAGAUGGCCAAGCUGAUUUGCGAGGAGGUCAACGUGGAUCGCUUUUAUCCGGUCCUCUACCCCAAGGCGUCACGUCUCAUCGCCACCUUCGACGAGCACGUCAUCAGCAACAACUUCAAGUUCGGCGUGGUGUAUCAAAGGUUCGGACAGACCACGGAGGAGGAACUCUUUGGGAACGUGGAGGAAAGUCCGGCUUUUGUAGAGUUCUUGGACUUUCUGGGCCAGAGGAUUGAACUGCACGACUUUAAAGGGUUCCGAGGAGGCCUGGAUGUCGCCCACGGGCAGACGGGGAGUGAGUCGGUUUACACCACCUUCCACAACAAGGAGAUUAUGUUCCACGUGUCCACCAAGCUGCCUUACACCGAGGGAGACUCCCAGCAGCUGCAGAGAAAAAGGCACAUAGGCAACGACAUCAUCGCCAUCGUGUUCCAGGACGCCAACACGCCCUUUGUCCCCGACAUGAUCCAGUCCAACUUCCUGCACGCCUACGUGGUGGUGCAGCUGGACAAGGCGUGCACGGACUACGUCGCCUAUAAGGUGUCUGUGACAGCCCGGGAUGACGUGCCCUUCUUUGAGCCGGCCCUGCCUGACCCGGCCGUCUUCAAAAAGGGCCCGGAGCUUCGCGAGUUCCUGUUCACCAAGCUCAUCAAUGCCGAGUACGCCUGCUACAAGGCGGAGAAGUUUGCCAAGCUGGAGGAGCGCACCCGCUCAGCCCUGCUGGAGACCCUGUACGAGGAGCUGCAUGUCAACAGCCAGUCCAUGAUGGGUCUGGGCGGAGACGACGACAAGCUGGAGAACGGCGGCGGCGGAGGAGGCGGAGGCUUCUUUGAGUCCUUCAAGCGGGUCAUCCGCAGCAGAAGCCAGUCCAUGGACGCCAUGGGCCUCAGUAGCAAGAAGUCGCACACGGUCUCCACUAGUCACAGCGGCAGCUUUACCCACAAUCCGCCCGACAGCCCCAAAACAGCCGGCAUUUCAUUGCUUGUCCCGGGGAAAAGUCCCAGUAGAUAUGGACGGCGAGGCAGUGCCAUAGGGAUAGGAACCAUAGAAGAGUCACUCAUCAUUCCCGGGAAAAGUCCCACCAGGAAGAAGUCCGGUCCUUUCAGCUCUCGCCGCAGCAGUGCCAUUGGCAUCGAGAACAUCCAGGAGGUGCAGGAGAGGAGCCGUGAGGUGUCCCCUUGCACCCACAGGACGUCCGACAGCGUUCUUCUCUCGCAGGAAAACAGGCCGGACAACUUUUCUAAUCAUGGCUCUCCUGAGUUCCCUGCUGUCAGGAACAGUUUGGGCAUGUGUUGCAGGGCGCCAUCCAUUCCUGAGGCUCAGGACCUUUCCCGCUCCUCCUCCAACGCCAGCAGCUUCGCCAGCGUGGUGGAGGAGCACGAGGCCGAGGAGGACUACGACACUGGACUGGAAAGCGUGUCGGCCAUGACGCCAAGACACUCCUUGGAUGAAGGAGCGCUCAGUACGAGUCAUGGAGUCUUCACAGCCACCCGCCUCCAGCAUCAAACUGACAGUCUGAAGGGACCCGAGUCCAAAGCUCCAGACGGCCGCCCCAAGUCCGAUCGCCCCCCGCUGGAGCACAAGUUGUCACAUUUCUGGGAGAGGCGCCGCACGUCGGAAAGCAAGCGACUGACAGAAGUUCACCUUUGACGCCAGAUUCCGGAAGCGUCGGGCUGGGAACUCGCCGCCUGUCCCGACCGACGCCGACAGGAGCUCUGAGGACUUGAGUCUUGCUCUCAAAGUCCCCCUUUCAGGGUGGUGCCGCCUGUCACGGAUGAAGUCUGCUCUCCCCACCAGUCAGCAGACAUCUUGGUCUGAUUAGUUUUCCCAGCAGGAAGGGAAAGUGUCACCACGUCUUAUUGUCACGUGAGUCCUUUUCCCUCCUAACUUAUUCAAGCAGCCCUGCUUCAUCUCCUAGCGAGGCCACCUGUGUGACGCUAAAUGACUCCAGGAACAUUUUUGUGAGCCCUGUAAAAAGGCAAGUGACGUGCAAAUAUGUGUACUGUGGACCAGCAACAAAAGUCAGUUAUUGUUUGUGCGUGUUCUGUUCCCGUCACUCCUUUUAUUGGACACGUGUACAUUGCAGGUUACUCGCUGUCAAGUGUUGCAUUUGUGAGGUGUUCAGCUCCACUGUGACUCAUCUUCAAGUUGCCUUUACCACCAUUGUGUCAGAGAUCUUCUUUAUCCCGGAAUGUAACACACUUCCUGCCAUGUGCCGUCCCUUUAAGGCUGCGUUCACCUUUGUGCUCGGGAAGGUCAAAAAAGACACUUUGCUUAGCCUUCACAUUGGUUAUUUAAGUCAAAACUGACACAAUAAUUAAGGCAGGGAUCUAAAAAACUUUGGUUAUGGUAGGGGUGUCCAAACUACGGCUCGUGGGCCAAGUGCGGUGCGCCGGCCUCUUCAAUUUGGCAUACAAAUACAAGGAGUCAGUAGUUUGAUAGCUGUCAAUUAGUCACCAUUUGACGGCCGACGAAAGUACUCAAGUCAGUGGCCAUUAAUUGUACACCGAUGUAAAUACACGCACAUCAUUUACUUAUAUGACCCAAUCAAACAACCUUCCCUAGUAAUGGUGCAUAAAACAAAAAAUCCAACAAACAUGGUCACACACUGCUCAUUGAACUUUGUGAGUAUUAUAAAACCCCAUUUGAGGGCCGACGGAAGUACUGAAGUCAGUGGCCAUUAAUUGUACACCGAUGUAAAUACAUGCACAGCAUUAACUUAUACGACACAAUCAAACAACCUUCCCUAGUCAUGGUGCAAAAAAAAAAAAAAAAAAAAAAAGCGUUCAGUCAGCAUAAAACAUUUAAACUGAAAUGCAUUGGAAAUUUGGAAGGAGUAGUCGCCAGAAAAAAUGGUGGAAAUAGGGCUUUGGAAAAGCAGGAAUUCUGGAAAAUCAUGGAAUUUUUUUUUAACUUGGAAAAAAUGUAGUUUAAAUUUCCAGGAUGGGUGGAAUGUGUUGAAGGUGGAAUGGUUGGAAUCGGUUGAAAAAUGUGGAAAUGGUGAAAGUUUGAAAAAUGCCCAAUUCAUUUUGAAUGGGAAAAAUGUCCCGGAAAACCUAGAAUUCUGGGAAAUCUGGGAAUUUUUUUGAACUUGGAAAAAAUGUAGUUUAAAUUUCCAGGCUGGUAGAAUGUGUUGAAGGUGGAAUGGUUUGAAUCGGUUAAAAAAUGUGGAAAUGGUGAAAGUUUGAAAAAUGCCCAAUUCAUUUUAAAUGGGAAAAAUUUCCCGGAAAACCUGGAAUUCUGGGAAAUCUGGGGAUUUUAGAAGUCUGGAAAAUCAUGGAAUUUUUUUGAACUUGGAAAACAGGUAGUUUACAUUUCCAGGAUGGUAUAAUGUGUUGAAGGUGGAAUAGUUUGAAUCGGUUGAAAAUUGUGGAAAAGGUGAAAGUUUGAAAAAUGGCCAAUUCAUUUUGAAUGGGGAAAAUGUCCCGGAAAACCUGGAAUUCUGGGGAUUUUUGGAAUUCUGGAAAAUCAUGGAAUUUUUUUGAACUUGGAAAAAAGGUAGCUUAAAUUUCCAGGAUGGGUGGAGUGUGUUGAAGGUGGGAAAAAUGUGGAAAUGGUGAAAGUUUGAUAAAUGGCCAAUUCAUUUUAAAUGGGAAAAAUGUCCCGGAAAACCUGGAAUUCUGGGAAAUCUGGGAAUUUUUAGAAUUCUGGAAAAUCUGUAGUUUCAAUUUCCAGGAUGGUGUAAUGUGUUGAAGGUGGAAUGGUUUGAAUCGGUUAAAAGGUGUGGAAAUGGUGAAAGUUUGAAAAAUGGCCAAUUCAUUUUGAAUGGGAAAAAUGUCCCGGAAAACCUGAAAUUCUGGGAAUUUUAGGAAUUCUGGAAAAUCAUGGAAUUUUUUCGAACUUGGAAAAAAGGUAGUUUAAAUUUCCAGGAUGGUAGAAUGUGUUGAAGGUGGAAUGGUUUGAAUCGGUUGAAAAAUGUGGAAAUGGUGAAAGUUUGAAAAAUGGCCAAUUCAUUUUGAAUGGGAAAAAUGUCCCGGAAAACCUGGAAAUCUGGGAAUUUUUGGAACUCCGGAAAAUCAUGGAAUUUUUUUGAACUUGGAAAAAAAGGUAGUUUAAAUUUCCAGGAUGGUGGAAUGUGUUGAAGGUGGAAUGCUUUGAAUCGGUUAAAAGGUGUGGAAAUGGUGAAAGUUUGAAAAAUGGCCAAUUCAUUUUGAAUGGGAAAAAAUGUCCCGGAAAACCUGCAAUUCUGGGAAAUCUGGAAAUUUUGGGAAUUUGUCAAGGGAAAGCCCGCGAUUCCGGAAAUAGGCUGAACAGUUUGAAGUUGGAACGCUUUGAAUCGGGUGAAAAAUGUGAAAGGUAGAGCGCGGCAAAAUGUGGAGAAGAAGAAGAAUGAAUGUUUUGGAGUAUUCACACAAUGAGCUGAGGGCCACAAAUGAGCUGAGGGCCACAAAUGGCCCCUGGGCCGCACUUUGGACACCCCUGAUGUGUUUGCUAUUUGAACCAUCUUAGGUUUUAUUCUGAAAUCUACUUGUAUAAAGCGUCGUCACUCAGGACAGAAUGCUUCUUUUCUUGUGUUUUUUUUCUUCCGUGGUUUUGCAGAUUUGGAACCCGACUGAUCCACAGUUCCUUUGCAAGCGGACCGAGACCCAUUCCUAAAGUGGUCUCGGUCCACUUGUACGGUGGCAGCGGUAUGUUUGAAGUGAGCCAAACAUGACAAGUGUGAACGCAGGUGAUUAAAUAAGGCAGGAAGUCUUGAUUAAGAAUAUUCAUGUCAAACUGUUGGACUUGCUGCCCCCUGGUGGCUGGUCUUCAUAGUCCAUGUGUGGUCCAGGUGGUCCCGUCCGGACCAGAACUUUCUGUGCUGUUGUAAAUGAUUGUACUUCUUCUGGUGUGUUCAGUCUGUUGGAGACACAAAGCAGGAGUUGCUGACUGUACAUAAAGAUGUUGAAUAAAGGAAGACCAGCGC